AUGAGUGUGGAAAUGCUGGCGAUGCUGGUGGCCUCAGCAAUUCAGGGUCAGGUUGUGGCUGUAUACAACACAGAGAGGGCUGCAGCCUGUCAACAGCUUGACACCCCUGCGCCACAGACAGUUACACAACAGGCCACGUGUAAGGCUUUCCUGACCUCCGCGCUGGUCAUAGGCGGGCUGUUCUUCCUCUGCUGCCUGGUCCUCUUCCUGGGGGUGAAGGAGCAGCAGGCUCCCCUCUAUAGUCUGGCCAGAGUGCGUCUGUCCUAUCUCACCACUCGAAAGAUGUUAGUGUGCCACAUUCCUUACCAACGACUGGUCCUUGGCCUCCUCUUUGCUGCACUUGCCUUACAGAUGUCUUUGGGGAAUUUUGCACUGUUAUGUACCCAAGUAGCUGGGCUUGGGGCCCAGUUCCAACACCUUCUCCUGGCUCUGCUGAUAACAACCAUUAUAGCUGCUCCACUGUGGCAGGCAAUCCUGGUACAAGUUGGGAAAAAGACCACACUCUUCAUCGGCCUAUCUGUGAGCAUAACAUUGUUUCUCCCUUUAUGACAAUGUUUAUGCAGAAAAACUUACUAUUUGAGACUUACAAUGUUUUUGUAUUUAUUUAUAGCUCUUCAUCCCAGCUGUAACAAUCAUAGCUUGUGUACCCAAUAACCUGCCUGUCUUUGUGGCCAUGUGUGUGAUGUUAGGAUUCAGCUUGGCAACCAUGUUCCUGCUGCCUUGGUGAGUCAGCACACUGCAGUUAGAAGGCCAAGACUUUGGCUCAGGGCCAUGUCUCCAUUUUGAACUGCACUCUGCUCCAGUUCUGUCUCUGCCUCUGUCACUUUGAAUGACUCUAAACACACACACAAUGCUGACAUGUGUGACUAGGGGCAUACUUCAUUCAUAACUCCCCAUGACAGCCUGUCAAGAGUUGAAUAUUCUGAUAUGCUGAUUUGACACUUGGCCAGUUGACUAAUAUAAACUGUUUUACACUUCAAUCGAUUCACCCAGACAGUGUUUGGUGCAAUAUCUGCGUGUGGUCUGAUUUGCGAGCCAGUCUCUUAUUAUUCAUGUAGGUCCAUGCUCCCGGAUGUGGUAGAUUACUUUGCCUUGAGAAACCCCUGCUGCAAGGACCUGGAGCCCCUGUUUUUCUCCUGCUAUGCCUUCUGCAGUAAGCUGGGGGGAGGUCUGUCUGUUAGAAU
This is a messenger RNA of Oncorhynchus gorbuscha (pink salmon), 1184 nucleotides long. RefSeq names its product sodium-dependent lysophosphatidylcholine symporter 1-like. Gene Ontology annotation, biological process: carbohydrate transport. Gene Ontology annotation, cellular component: membrane. The record is from RefSeq and is a predicted model, not a curated record. Gene Ontology annotation, molecular function: symporter activity. The transcript is spliced from 5 exons. Lineage: Eukaryota; Metazoa; Chordata; Actinopteri; Salmoniformes; Salmonidae. Bases 1 to 549 code for a protein of 182 amino acids.